AUGUCCAAAGCUAUUAUCUUUACUCUAGCAAUUGUAGCACUCUCAAUUUCAUCGGUUGUUGUCAACGCAUACAACGUUGUCGACGUCGACGCCGAUACCUCUGGGACCAUUACAUUAUCACAAUUCCAAUGUUUAGCUCAACAAAACGAAAAGAUCAUCAUCGAAGCUUGGUCUGGUGGUAUUGGUCUCAAUAAAAAUUUGGCUGCUGCUUAUCAACGUGCCACCGCCGCUAAAUUACAAGUUGAUCUAUAUGCAUUUUUCUGUAGCAAAUGUGAUGGAAAUAAUCCAGUAUCUAAUCCAAUAAAGACCUUGAAAUCUUAUUUCAUGGAAAAUGAUAUCAACUUUGGUACCCUUUGGAUUGAAGUUGAACAAUGCGAUGGAUGUUGGUCAGGAUCAGUUUCAGAAAACGCUCAAUUUGUUGUCCAAACCGUCAAAGCUGCCAUUUCUCUCCAAAUCACCAUCGGUAUCUACUCUUCUGUUGAUGAAUGGGCUCAAACCGUCGGUUCAUUCGACGAUUAUUCAGCCCUCAAACAAUGGUAUGCUCACUAUGAUGGUGUCCCCUCUUUCAAUGACACCGAGUACUACUCUUAUGGUGGUUGGACAAAGCCAACUAUGAAGCAAUAUAUUGGUAACACUCAACAAUGCGGUGUCAAUGUUGAUUUGAACUAUUUUGCUGGGUUCUCUCCUACUACUGUCAUCAUAACCUCUGGAUCUCACUCUAGCACUGGAACUUCUUCCAGCACUGGAUCCUCUUCCACCUCUGGAUCUGGUUCAGCCACUGGUUCAACUGCUGGCCAAACCUCUACCUCUGGUUCAUCUUACUAG
Molecule: messenger RNA, 825 nt
Organism: Cavenderia fasciculata
Lineage: Eukaryota; Evosea; Eumycetozoa; Acytosteliales; Cavenderiaceae
Product: component of the counting factor complex
Exons: 4
Coding region: 1-825 (274 amino acids)
Biological process (GO): cell-cell adhesion; peptidoglycan catabolic process; cell wall macromolecule catabolic process
Molecular function (GO): lysozyme activity
Source: RefSeq, a predicted model, not a curated record